This is a messenger RNA of Cydia fagiglandana, 3035 nucleotides long. RefSeq lists its product as uncharacterized. Lineage: Eukaryota; Metazoa; Arthropoda; Insecta; Lepidoptera; Tortricidae. Gene Ontology annotation, cellular component: membrane. The record is from RefSeq and is a predicted model, not a curated record. The transcript has 7 exons. Gene Ontology annotation, biological process: transmembrane transport; carbohydrate transport. Gene Ontology annotation, molecular function: carbohydrate:proton symporter activity. The coding region runs from base 434 to 1834 and encodes 466 amino acids.
UAACCGCGAAUAUAAACAGAGCCCGAAAGAUUUCUAGACCGUUAUCACUCACGCCGUCUGCCUCACGUUCACAGCACUAUUGACACAGAUUGCUUCACAAUCUCGCUUGCGACGGACGUGUUCCCUUAUCACCAAGACACAGAGUUCAAAAUAACACCAAAACAACGCUGGAACAAGAGAAUCCUUUAACUCUAGAUAGCGUCGAGCGGUUUAGAAUUUAUUUCCUGCUGAUUAGAGCUUGUUUUCCAGUGUAAAUAAGAAGCUACUCAGUAUCGUUGGAAUUAAAGCCGUAGUGCACUGACUUUAAGUCGUUAUUCGUUUGUAGAUGAUAGGUAAAUAGUGCUGUGAAUAUAGUUAUAAAAGUAGUGAAUGGAAAGAGAUAGCUCUUUUUGUUAUUGUUAUUUUAUAAAUAAGUGCUGUGAUAUUAUUUAAAAUGGUGUAUACAAUAGGAAGUCAUAGUGAGGAAAUAAAGAAGGAUGGUAGCAAAGGAAGUGUUUGGAAAGAAUUACUGUUUGCUUUUAUAGCCAGCGUUCCAUUCUUCACACAAGGAAUCGAAGCUGACGCGCUAACAUCGACUGCGCACGCUGGCAACUUCGGGUCCCAGGCGCCAGGCGCCCACGUGCCCGGCACCCAGGUGACAUGGGGGACCAUGGCGCACGUGCUGGCGGCCGCGGCGGCGGCGCCGAUGCUGUGUUGCGUGAUAGAGAGGUUCGGGCGGAAGGUCGGGAUAUUCAUCGUCAGCUUAGUGCAAGGGAUAUCCUGCAUACCCCUUCUUUUGGAUGUCAAUGAAAUCAACAUCAUAGCUCUACACAUACUGGCUGGAAUAUCAUCAGGCGGCCUGUAUACCAUCUUCCCGAUAUACAUCCGUGAGAUCAGUUCCAUACAAAACAGAGGGUUUGCUCUCUCUCUGUUCAUGCCAAUGACGGCAGCAGGGUAUCUGAUGAGACUGGUUACAGAUGUAGACGCGCUGAUGUUCUUGAUGGUGGCACUUGUGGUGUUUCAAUUGAUCACGGUGUUCUGUCUAUUGGAAUCCCCGAGUUACUUGGUCAUGAAAGGGAAUCAUGAGCGAGCAAAAUUAACAGUGUCUAGAUUAAAAUGCCUGCCGCCUGAACAUCCGACCGUGAUACAAGAAGUCGCCAGCUUGAAGGACGAAAGCGACCGAGCGAGAGCUGCGGGGAAAUUGCAUACGAUAACAAUAAUUAAAAACCCGAUAUGGCGCGACGCCACCAAAAUCGGCGUGGUCCUCCACAGCACCAUGAUCCUGAGUGGCAGUAUCAUCUUCUUGGACCAGCACAAGACUCUGGUCCAGCUGGGGUCACCAGCAGACCCUGACAGGGUGCUCACGCUGGCUUGCUUCUGCGCUGGCAGUUUGCUGUGUACAACCGUCAUACGAGUUAUGGAAAGAAAUUACCUCCUAACCAGCGCAUUCUUCGUGAUGGCUGUGUCAAUGGGUAUACUGGCGGUGUACACGCAGGCCGACCUGACGGUGUACACGUUCCGCUGGGUACCCGUGGCCGCACUCGGAGUACUCGUGGCAGCGUACGGCGUGGUUUGGGGGCUACCCGCGCUGGUGAUAACGGAGCUGUUUAACUGUGAGAUCCGAUCUCACCAGCUAGCUCUCCUGUACGUGUACUCCCAGUUCAUAAAACUGGCGCACGUGUACUCCUUCCCAUAUAUCGAGGACUACAUGGGCGUGUACAACAUGUUCUAUAUAUUCGUCGGCAUCAACCUGUUCGGGGCGGUGUACUGCCUGUUCCAUAUACCGCAGCUUAAGAAUAAGACGACGAGACAGAUCGAAAGGCAACUGAAGAGAAUACCGCUUUUGAAGAUGUAAACUAGUACUAUGCGAAUCUUUUUGCACAGUAGUGUUGUGAUGGAUGGCCACUGCAGUUACAUUACUGUUGAAACAUUACUGCCACGGCGUUGACGAUGUACCUGUCAAUUUCCUCGAUAAAAUGUGUGCCGGAUUGCACGUCAUAAUCGCGGCAGUAAUGACACACAUAUAUAUAUGUAUAUCAAAUGAAUGAGUGAUGAUGGUUGGUGGCGAGCGUCAAGAAAAUUCACAGAUACAGCGGCCGCUUUCACGCCACAGCAGUGAUGCUGCCACAGUAAUGCAACUAAAGUUGCCAUCCCACCUUUACUCUGCAACAUUGCAAGUGCAGCGGCAAACGUCACUAUCACGUGAGAGGGCCUACCGCGAAACACGAAAAUCGAAUUUCCUUUAUCUGUCACUCCAUCACUCUUGCAUAUUCGACCUACUUGUAACGAAAAUUUGAGUUUCGUGCUUCACGGUAUGCCCUCAGAUAUCACUAUCGAUUUCUUUGAGAUUGCGAUGCUGUCGUUGCUUCAUCCCUGUAGUGAUUAGACCGUUCCAUGCACGACUAAUUUUAUCAAAGAGAUUGUCAGUGACAUCACCAGUUUCUCGCUGCUGGAAUGCUGCAGUAGUAAUACUGUUGGCAGUCGCGAUUAGGACGUAAUCUUAAAUGAGACUGCCGCCUAACGCAGUCUGGCUCAACCAGGCCCUUAUACAGUUUUAUCGGAUAUACAAUUAGAUAUAAGUUUGCAAUUUUAUAAAUGGAACAAAUACCAAAGUAGAGUCAGUCUAAGCUACUUUGUACCGACUUGAACAGGACAAAGCGUGUCAUUAUUAAACAUCAUAGGAAUUUGAUAUUAAUGAUAAUACUGCCAUAUUUUGUCAUUGAAAAUCAUAUGCAGUGUUAGCUUGGUCCGACUCUACCAGUCAUGUUAAGGUCCCUUUUUAUACGGAAAGACUCACAUCAAGUUGUUGAAUAGUUUAAAAUGGAAAAUGUGAAUCGUUUAGAUGUACCUAAAUAGUAGGCACUUUUGCUUAGAAAUAAGUUAAAUCUAUGUUAAAUGCUUAAAACAGUUAACGUAUGUAUAAAGUAAUGGGCGUAACUUGGUUAAACUUGUAAUGUGACAUGACAUGUAUAUAAAGGUUGUAUAAAUGUUUAUAGCAUACCUGAAUAAAAUAAAAACAUACUUAUAUAAAUCUAAUAAAUUAACUGCAAUUUUUA